Molecule: messenger RNA, 6193 nt
Organism: Prunus mume (Japanese apricot)
Lineage: Eukaryota; Viridiplantae; Streptophyta; Magnoliopsida; Rosales; Rosaceae
Product: nucleoporin (DUF3414)
Biological process (GO): protein import into nucleus; RNA export from nucleus
Cellular component (GO): nuclear pore inner ring
Molecular function (GO): structural constituent of nuclear pore
Source: RefSeq, a predicted model, not a curated record
UUUUAUUUUUAUUUCUUCAAUCGCAGGAAGCGCGAAAAGAAUCAAAAUUCGUAAAGUAAAAACCCCAUAAUUGAUGUGUUUCUGCUUCUGAAACUGAAAAACCCUCUUCUAGGGUUUAAGUUCAACGGUCAGAGCUUUCAGGCUCUUCAAUGGCCAGCCCUAAGUCCGUCGACGCCUCUCUGUGGUGGGACCCUUUCUCUGUUUUACUCACUGAGCUCGAAAAUGCGUCUCUCUCGUCCGACCUCCCUCCCAAUUUGGUAAAGAAAUUGAAGGACAAUCAUGCUUGGUUUGUGGACACAUUGUCUCACUUCAAGCCGCCCAAUGAGAAUUCAAGAGAGGCUUUGAAUUCACAGCAAGUGAAAGUUGGGUCUCACCAGUUGGAUAUAAAACCCGAAUUGAAAGAUAAGGCUUUGAAAAUCAGCUCGUAUUUGUAUCUAGAUGAGGUGCAAUCGUACAUUCUUGUUGAGAGGUCUUUCAAGAACAACAACGUAGCUCUUGACUCUAUAGUUCACGAGUAUUUUCAUGCGGUAUGUAUUGACUAUUACAUUGAGCGACAGUACCUGCUGAAAUGUACCAGGAGAAUUCUCGCACAUGCCUUGUCUUUAGGAAGUGUCUCUGGAGAAGGUAAUGCUAUGAAGGAGGAGGCGCUAAAGUUGAUUUCUGAUGGAUUGGAGAGGAACCUGUUAUCCGUGCUGCAAGACCUUUUAUCCUCUAAUCACCCUGAACAAAUGGAUAUUGACCUUUUCACUUUGUGGGCUGAGGAGACACUAGUUGAAGACAAUUUAGUUUUGGACAUUCUUUUCCUUGUUUAUAAUGAGUCAGUUUGUACUUGUAAUGGUGAAAGGUGGAAAACAUUGUGCUGGCUAUACAAGGGAAUUCUAUCUGGGUCUUAUAACUUUGGAAAGCUGGCAGUAUCAACUGAAGCACUACGUUCUGCUUAUCAAGCCAAAGUUCAGCUGCUUCUAAUCCUUAUCGAAACCUUGGACCUGGAAAAUAUUCUCCAAAUGGUUCACGAUGAAAUCCCUUUCAGGGAAGGCAAAUCCGUUUUUACUUUGGCUGAUGUCCAAGAGAUGGAAGCAAUAAUUUCAACUUUCAAUGUUUUUGAAACAAAAGAAGCAGGCCCAUUAAUUCUAGCAUGGGCUGUGUUUCUUUGUCUGAUUUCAUCACUUCCAGGCAAAGAAGAAAACAAUGUAGUAAUGGAAAUUGAUCAUGGUGGUUAUGUUCGUCAAGCCUUCGAGGCUGCAUCUUUGACUUAUCUUGUAGAAUUCCUUCAAAGUGAUGUAUUGAAGGAAUCUGACGGGCCUGUUGCUGGUUAUCGAAGUGUGUUGAGAACCUUUAUUUCUACAUUUAUUGCAUCUUAUGAGAUUGGUCCUCAGCUGGAAGAUAGUGCUCUUAAGUUAAUAGUGGAUAUUCUUUGCAAAAUUUAUCAGGGAGAGGAGUCACUUUGUAUCCAGUUUUGGGAUCGUGAAAGUUUUAUUGAUGAGCCUAUCCGGUGUCUUCUUCGCAGCUUAGAGGGUGAAUUUCCUUUCAGGACUGUGGAACUAGUUCACCUUUUAUCAUCUCUUUGUGAAGGAACUUGGCCUGCAGAAUGUGUGUUUAACUUUCUAGAUAAGUCUGUUAAGAUAUCAUCCUUGGUUGAGAUUAAUAAUAGUUCCUCUGUGGAUGACAUCUCUACAAUUGUUGAGACGCACCUCCCGUUGCAUGUUCCUGGAUUUGAAGGUUUAGUCAUUCCCAGUAGAACUUGUGGACAUGUUUUAAGAUCAGUUGGUGGAAAUGCUGCUCUUGUCCAAUGGGAGUAUACACAAUCUGAGGUGCUAGUAUUGCUCAUGCGCCUGGCUGAGGAGCUGUAUUUUGAGAGAAAUGACGAAGUUCUUCUUAUCCUUGAUCUGAUUAGCCGGAUGGUUACCUUUAACACGGCUGUAUGUUUUGCUUUGAUGGACAUUGGGAGCUCAUUACAUUUCCAAUCAACUGGCAUGAGUUGGCAGAUAGGAAGUAAUAUGUGGUUGGUUGAGAUCAUUUGCUCUUUAAUCAGAAAAUCAUCUCCUACUUCUGAUGGUGCCGCUCUGAUGUCAUUGGGUAUAAAUAUUUUAGCAAAAAUGUUAAAAUGUUACCCUUCUCAUGUUGCUGAGGUGGCUUUAAAGGCAAAUAUAUUUGAUUUCAGCAAUGGUCACGAUGAUUCAUCAAGUGGAUCAUGGUUGCUUUCUGGAAAAAUGGCAAAGAUGCUAUUAAUUGACUGUGAGCAGAAUGAUGGUGACUGCUCAUUGACUAUAUCAGUGCUGGACUUCACUGUACAUCUCAUGGACACAGGACUGAAAAAUGAUGCUGUCUUGGCUUUAAUUGUUUUCUGUAUUCAGUAUGUUCUUGUUAACCAUGAAUACUGGAAAUACAAGGUGAAACAUACUCGUUGGAGAGUAACAUUGAAGGUGCUUGAAGUGAUGAAAAAAUGUAUUACAUCAAUAUCAUGCUCUGAAAAGUUGGAUGAAGUCAUCUUGGAUAGGUUACUGUCUGAUUCUUCCAUCCAUAGUACUCUCUUUCGGAUUGUUUGUACAACUACAGAAGCAUUAGAGAGACUUUAUAUCAGCUGGCAUCCGACAGAGGUUGAAGGUUUUGAGAUGGCUAUAUGUUCAGUUUUAGAUAUUCUUUUCAUAAUCCUCUCCAAAUUUUCUAAGGAUAUAUCUUCCAGCCCUCCAUUUUUUCACCAAGCAGUCUUCUCAUCUGCAACAAAACCAAUUCCUGUAGUUGCAGCGCUUGUCUCCUUGAUAUCUUACUUUCGCAAUCCUGGAAUACAAGUUGGUGCUGCUAGGGUUUUAUCAGCGUUCUUGAUGAUGGCAGAUUUAAUGCGACCAUAUUUGUUUGGUAGCAGCUUUGGUCUGGAUGAUAAGCAGAUUGGAGAUCUGAGGCAGUGUGUUAGUUACAUACUACUUGAGCAGUCGGAAUGGAAUGAAGAUCUCUUUGUUGCUGUAGUCAAUCUCCUCACUUCUGCUGCUUGUUAUCAGCCUGCUUUUCUUGUUGCUGUAUUAUCCACCGAAGUGAAAAGGGAUGUUCAACAGAGUAAUGCUGGUCAUGUGAAGCUGCCAACAAAUGAUGUUACCUUCAGGUCAUCUGAGUCGGAAAAAACAAGUAUUGUGGAUGCAGUUCUGUAUCAAAUUGAAAGAUCUAAUGAUCUUAUCAACAGCAAUCCCCGAAUACUGCUGAAUGUUCUUAACUUUCUAAGGGCACUGUGGCAAGGUGCUGCUCAGUACACUAAUAUUUUGGAAUGCCUGAAAAGCUCCGCAAAUUUCUGGAAAAAAUUGUCCAGUUUUAUUUCAGUAAUUUCUAGUGUAGAAGCUCCUUCACCUGAAAAUAUAACUGAGACAGAAGCUCAAGAUUUGGCUUUCAGAUAUCAGUGUCAAUCUGCGAUAUUGGAAAUAAUGGCACAUGACAUGUUUCUGCACAAAAAGCUAUUACAUUUGGAGACACUUGCAAAACAAGUGCCUGAAUCACAAGACAGGAUACAAAAUACAGUAAGAUUAGAAAAAUCAAAAUCUUCAGAUCUGGUGGAUAUUUUAUCAGCCUGGUGCAGGAGCUCUGUUUUGGAUAAUCUUACCAAGUCACUUUCUUAUUGUGAAUAUAACCUCAAGUUGUAUUUACAGGCAAAGGUUGCUGCAAGUGUAAUCACUGCCCAUGUGAUGGUGAACUUAGCAAAUGGUGAUGCAGGAAGUGUGUCUGUGUCAUUACUUGAGAAGUCCAGCAUCCUGUCAAAUAAGUUCAGAAGUCAUCCUGCUUUUUCUGAAUUGUUAGCUCAAUACUCACAGCAUGGUUACAGUGCAGGGAAGGAGCCAAACUAUUUGAUUCUCAGUGAUCUUUAUUAUCAUCUACAAGGAGAGCUUGAAGGCCGUGAAGUCAGUGCUGGACCAUUCAAAGAACUCUCUCGGUUCCUUAUAGAAUCAAAUGUUUUUCAGAUUUACCAACAUAAAUAUGAUGCUGAUCUUUUUGUAACCGGAAAAGAUGCAUACUUGUUUGAUCUCAAACAUGUACGAGCUGAUUUGGGGUUAGAUCUUUGGGAUUAUUCACAGUGGAAGGCAUCAAAGGCAACUGCAGAAACAAUGUUGAAUCACAUGAAGGCUGCAAACUCAAUGGCGUUGCUUACAAGUUCGAAGCUUUCUGCACUAAGAGCAUUAAGAAGUAUCUUGACUGUGUUCACGGAUGAUUCACUGGAGACGAAAAGUACAGCGAAAGAGAUCUCUGAUCAACUUGUUUUCUCAUGCAUCAAUCACAUAUGCCAGAGCUUCCAUGACACAGUAGAAUCAUUAGCUUCAUUACCUGGUGCUCCUGAAGAUAUCUUUCACUUCCUUUCAGCUCAAGCAGAGUUGCUUCUCUAUCUUAUGAUGUAUUCACAUAAAAGCCUGCCUUUGUCUGUUUGCAUUCUUGUACUAAAAACAUCAGGUUCUGGCCUUAAAGUGUUGAGUGAUUUCAGAGCAUUAGUUACCGGGCCAGCAGUUAUGGGGGUUAACACUACCGUAAAGCUCUUGCUUAUGUUGCUUCUCUCGGCAGUGGAGUUUAGUUGUCAUAAGUCACAUUUGGUUGGGGCAAGAGAUAUAAUAUGUGUUGAAGACCUGGCUAAAAUAUCUAACGUGAGUCUUGGUCUACUACCAAUUCUCUGUAACUGUAUGGCUAUUGUUGAGAAUGGCACCCUCUCCCUAACUACUAUGGACUUGAUACUGAGAAAUUUCUUAACUCCCAACACUUGGUUCCCCAUUAUACAAAAUCACCUCCAGCUUCAGCAUCUUAUUCUGAAGCUUCAAGAUAAGAACUCACUUGACUCUGUGCCCAUUAUAAUGAAGUUCUUUUUGACUGUUGCCCAUGUGAGGCAGGGUGCAGAAAUGCUUAUUAAUAAUGGGUUUCUUUCGUCUCUGAGACUCUUGUUCACUGAGUGCUUGGAAGGCAGGUCUUCUUCCAUUAGUACUAAUAAGAGAAAUCCCAACUCAACUGAAAAAACUGAGAAGCCUCAGCAAAUUUGGGGACUUGGUUUGGCAGUCAUCACAGCUAUGGUUCAGUCUUUAGGAGACAGUUCUGCUUGUUCUGAUGUUGUGGAGAAUGUAAUACCCUACUUCUUUUCAGAGAAAGCCUAUAUGAUUUCAUACUAUCUCAGUGCUCCAGACUUCCCAUCUGAUGGUCAUGACAAGAAAAGACCUCGGGCUCAGCAGAGACAAACUUCUCUUACUGAUCUUAAAGAAACCGAGCACACUCUCAUGCUGAUGUGCGUGCUAGCAAAACAUUGGAAUUCAUGGGUUAAGGCCAUGAAAGAAAUGGACUCCCAGCUGAGAGAGAAAAGUAUCCAUCUUUUGGCCUUUGUCAGCCGGGGAACUCAACGCCUUGGAGAAUCUUCGAGUCUUAAUGCUCCUCUCGUAUGCCCUCCUAUCCUUAAAGAGGAAUUCGAUGGCUGCAAGAAACCCUCAUUUGUUAACAGUAAAAGCGGAUGGUUUGGUCUUUCACCGCUCAGUUGUGUGUCAAAACCAAAAUUCUCAGCCGUCUCUACCACAACUGCGCUGGCUAUUAAAACUCAGUCAACUGAAAAUAGUGAUCACGUAUCUCAGUCAUACUUCUCCGACACUAUUGCCCUUCAGAUAUACAGAAUUACUUUUCUUCUUUUGAAGUUCCUCUGUUUACAAGCUGAGGGUGCUGCUAGAAGGGCAGAGGAGGUGGGGUUUGUUGAUCUUGACCAUUUUCCUGAGCUUCCAAUGCCUGAAAUCUUGCAUGGCUUACAAGAUCAAGCAAUUACCAUUGUUACAGAGCUGUGUGGGGAUAAAAGAUCAAAUGAUAUUCAAAUUGAAGUACAGAGUAUCUGUUGCUUAUUGCUACAAAUAAUGGAGAUGGCCUUGCACUUGGAACUUUGUGUUCUACAAAUAUGCAGCAUAAGACCUGUGUUAGGGCGUGUGGAGGAUUUUUCAAAGGAAGUUAAACUUUUAAUGAAAGCGAUGGAGAGACAUGCUUUCCUCAAAUCAUCUGUGAAGUCCUUGAAACAAAUAAUUUCGGUUAUCUAUCCCGGAUUGUUACAGGCCGAAGAGUUUUUGUGAGAUAAAUUCUUGUGCAUAUAGGUGAAAACUGAUCACUGUAGGCUUUGGAAGAAAAAUGUAAAAACUAGUGUGUAUUGCUUACAUCAAUGGCUUUAGAAAUAUUCCGCAGGCUUAUAAAAUUGUGCCAUUUCUUUCAG